AUGCCUCCUUCUAUCGACGUGGCAACCGCGGCUUUUCCAUCAUUUAGAAAGGACGUGGGAAGUCAUGCCCAUGAUGAGACCAGAUCGACAACCAACCGGUUCCUGCAGGGUCCAGGGGCCAGCCUCAAGUCGAGAGAACCCUUGUACUGGCAAGUCAACGUGCCCCGGUCGCAAUGGACUGCCACAUGUCCGCCCUUUCUCCGCGACCAGUCACUCAAGAACAUGCAAUGUCUGGCGACACCCGACCAUCAGUAUCAGCGACAGAGCUGGAAGCACGUGCAGGAGAUUAUCCGGACAAAUCGAAUUGACCAGUUUCAAAGAGUCCCGAGUGAGUUGCGAAAAUAUCUAGAAUACAUCGACCGCAUCAAAGCGCAGUACGGAUCAGUCAUGCGGUUUGUGGUCACGGAGAGGCUGCGCUGGGGAAAUGGGGCUCUGGAGCAUCUGCAGCCUCGGGGUCGCCCCUUUGAGUAUGCUGAGGAUGUGCGUGUCUUAUUCAAUGAUUGGCCAUACGGUGUAGACCUGGACAUCAUUCAUCUCGUGGUUUGGACCAAAUUUGAAUUCCCCGAUGAUCCCGCCACGGGCGAUCUCACCAACGAGGCCCGUCGAGCGAUCGAGCAUUAUGUGCAGGUCACAUUUUGCUCGCACAUGGCACCUGAACAUGUGGUCUGGUUCAGGAAUUGGAAGUCCUUGAAAUCUGUGCAUGCGGUAGAACAUUUCCAUGUCAUGCUUUACCAACCAGACAUGGAAUUUGUGCGGGAGAUCACCCGAGGUGAUGUGCCACUGAUUCAACAGGUGGCGUGA
Penicillium oxalicum is the source of this 801-nucleotide messenger RNA. RefSeq names its product GIG1 family protein. The coding region runs from base 1 to 801 and encodes 266 amino acids. Gene Ontology annotation, biological process: N-acetylglucosamine metabolic process. The transcript has 3 exons. The record is from RefSeq and is a predicted model, not a curated record. Lineage: Eukaryota; Fungi; Ascomycota; Eurotiomycetes; Eurotiales; Aspergillaceae. Gene Ontology annotation, cellular component: cytoplasm.